Sebastes umbrosus (honeycomb rockfish) is the source of this 9672-nucleotide messenger RNA. RefSeq names its product insulin receptor substrate 1-B. NCBI's taxonomy places the organism in Eukaryota, Metazoa, Chordata, Actinopteri, Perciformes, Sebastidae. The transcript is spliced from 3 exons. The record is from RefSeq and is a predicted model, not a curated record. Gene Ontology annotation, molecular function: phosphatidylinositol 3-kinase binding; insulin receptor binding. Gene Ontology annotation, biological process: insulin receptor signaling pathway. The coding region runs from base 493 to 3987 and encodes 1164 amino acids. Gene Ontology annotation, cellular component: cytosol; plasma membrane.
AAAGUUGAAUUACAGAUCCAAAAAGUGUUGGGUUAGAGGACAGUAAUCGCCUAACAAGAAUGGAUUGUGACUUUUAUUUUGAAAUUCUUCGCCGGAAGUUGUGUUUUUAUUCCCCUCCAGCUUGACAGUGGUGGGCAUAGACUGACUGUGGCCAACCUCAGACAGGUGGAGGAGACGAGCUGCACCGUGGUUGGACUGGGCUGGGCUGGGCUGGGCUGCAGGACAAGCAGCGGUGGCCGGCACGCUGUGCACGCUGGGUGCGCGGAUCCUCCUGCAGCUGCUGGACUCACACACAGUAUCUAUAUCUAUGAUACCAGAUCCGCAACAUGGUCUGGAUGAUUCUCCCAUCCUGAGCGUUCCUCGCACACAAGCUGGACACUUCAAUGUGGUGGUGGGGGGGACGAGGGAUGUAGUCGCAAUGGAUUAACGAAGAGCAUACAUGGGCUUUUUUUUCUGAGAUUAUUGGUAAUAUUUUCUCCCCCCUCCUUGGCCAUGGAGAACCAAGCAGCCGAGCCGCAGAACUAUGAAGACGUACAGAAGAGCGGCUAUCUCCGCAAGCAUAAAUCAAUGCACCGGCGCUUCUUCGUGCUGAGGGCGGCCUCGGAGCAUGGUCCCGCUCGACUCGAGUAUUACGAGAACGAGAAGAAAUUCCGCAGUAAAUCACCUGUGCCCAAAAAAGUCCUGAACCUGGAGACUUGCUUCAACAUCAACAAGCGGGCAGAUUCCAAGAACAAGCACAUGAUAGUCCUUUAUACCCGCAGCGAGAGCUUUGCCAUCGCUGCAGACAGCGAGGAGGUCCAGAACGAGUGGUACCAGGCGAUGCUGGACCUCCAGUGCGACUGUAAAACCCCUGAAGACUAUGGCAGUAGUGGAGAGUGUAGCUCUCCGUCUCCGGUUCCAACCUUCAAAGAAGUGUGGCAGGUCAAGGUUUGGCCUAAAGGUCUUGGACAUGCCAGGAACUUAGUGGGCAUCUACCGGCUGUGCCUAACCGACAAGACAGUCAACUUUGUCAAACUCAACUCUGAUGUGGCGUCUGUGGUGUUGCAGCUGAUGAAUGUUCGCAGGUGUGGCCACUCAGAGAACUUUUUCUUCAUCGAGGUGGGCCGCUCGGCGAUCACCGGCCCCGGAGAGUUCUGGAUGCAGGUGGAUGACUCCGUGGUGGCCCAGAACAUGCACGAGACCCUGCUGGAGGCCAUGAAGGCCCUGAGCGAGGAGUUCCGUCAGCGCAGUAAGUCUCAGUCUGUGGGGACGUCGUGUGGAGGCGGUACUGCCUCAAACCCCAUCAGUGUCCCGAGCCGUCGGCAUCAUCCAAAUCUGCCGCCAAGCCAGGUGGGCUUCUCCAGACGAGCCCGCACAGAGACCCCCGGAACAGGAGGCAGCAGCACGAGCACGUCACCUACGUCGCGCCACGGGUUCCCGAGGGCUCGGACUGCCAGCAUUGGGGCCAGGUCGGAGGAGGGCGGAGCAAGCGCCAAAGGGACAUGGGCCAGCUCCAGCCCAAGCCUUAACGGUUCCUGCUCAACUACGCCGACACUGAGGCCCAAGCCCACCAGGGCCCCGACUCCUGCUAAGAUUACCCUCAGCCUUGCACGUUACACGCCUAACCCUGCUCCCUCUCCGGCGCCGAGUCUGUCCUCCAGCUCUGGUCACGGCUCAGAGUGCGGCCUAGUGGGGGCAGCAGUGGGGGGCAUGACGAUCUGCUCCUACCCCCGUGUUUCUCAGAGAGUUUCUGUUUCAGGUUCACCGAGCGACUAUGGCUCCUCAGAUGAAUACGGCUCCAGUCCUGGGGAGCACUCUCUACUCGUACCAAGUCUGUCAGGACAUCACGUACACGGAGAGGGCUCUUCCAGCUACAUAGUGAUGGGACAGCGAGAGGGUCUCCUCGGCUCCCAUCAUCGCUCAAAAGGCAGGCGGAUUCUGCGCCGCUCAUCCAGUAGGGAAUCUGAGGCAGAACGCAGACUGUUAAGUAAGAGGGCUUCCCUGCCUUUGGCAGCCCAUGAACGACUGACCCCACAUAGGAAAGAUGAAGAUGAUGAAGACGAUGAAGAGUAUGCCAUCAUGUCGCAGAGUGCUAACCGAGAGAGAGCUGGCUCAGGGGGUUUAGCAGUUGGGGGUGGGCAGCUUGAAGCAGUCGGGAAAAACAGGAAGCGGGUUGACAAAAGCAGGCGAGAAGCGGAAGGUGGAGCCACCGUGGAUAGUGGCUACAUGUCGAUGUUGCCUGGGGUCACGUCUCCUCCUGCUUCACUCUCUCUCUCGAUAGGUAUGCCCGACAUCAGUGCUAAACCUAGGGCAGAUGAUGAGUAUAUGGCCAUGACCCCCAACAACAGCGUGUCCCCCCCUCAGCACAUCCGCCAGCCCAGCACAGAGGGCUACAUGGUCAUGUCUCCCAACAGCAGCAGCUCCACAGAUCUGCACGGACUGGGCAUGUGGGACAGCAGGGCCAGCAUGGAGAGCCAGGCUGCCAGCGACUACAUGAACAUCUCGCCUGUCUGCAGCCGCUCCGCCUGCAGCACGCCACCUUCCCACACCGAACAGCACCAACUGCAACCAAAAAUGUUCAACUCCUACUUCUCCCUGCCAAGAGCUUAUCAGCAUACUCUCUACACUCGCUUUGAGGAGGACUUAAACAAAGGGGAAGGAAAAAAGGACAGCAGUGGGCAUGAUGGCGCUGGAAGGGGAGGGGGAGUGGGAUACAGCAAGAGAAACAAAAUUGCAGCGGGCUCUGCAGGAGGCUGUCAACUCUCCAUGUCUUCCUCUUCCUUCUCCUCAAGCUCAGCCAGCAGCGAGAGCCUGGAAGACAAGUCCAUAUCGGCAGGGAGAGGGUUGAGUUUGGUAAGAACUGGAGCAGAGUACAAGUUUGUGGGAGCAUGCACAAAAGAUGGGCGCCAACAUCAAAAACGUGGGUUGAGCAGUAAGAGCCCAAAGCAACAAAGGAGGGGUCGUCCCCUCAGUGUGUCUUCAGACAUCACUAAAGCAAACACUCUGCCCAGGGUGAAGGAGAAUCUGCUGCCGUCAGUUUCUCAAAACGUCGGUGAGUAUGUCAGUAUUGUGUUCAAGGAUGACAAUAAGUACGGCGGAGGACGACGUUCGGGGUCUGAACGUGGGGAAGCUGUGAUCCACGGAACCCUCCGGCCUUCGAAUCAGCCACUUCUCUGCCACGAUAACCCCGCCAACCUUCCCCGCAGCUUCUCUGCUCCGUUGUCCUCCUCCGCCGAAUACAUCAGCAUGGACUUAGGGAAGUCCUCAACGCCCCUGACUCCUGUUAGAUCCACAUUCAGCACCCCACAGGGCCCACCAGCUGUUGCACCCAAGCCCCGGCACGAACACAGCACGUCCUCUCCUCUGGCAGCAGAGGGCAACGCCGGGUACAGAACAAAAGUAAAGAUGGCAGCAAUGCCAACAGACGCUUCUACUCCAUUUAUGGACAGCAAAGGUUCAGAUCCCAGCAUUUCAGCAAGACCUGCUGUCCACUCUGGUCAACCCUCGUCCAUAGAGCAGGACACGGGCUUGGGUUUCUCCCCAGUCAAGACCUUCCAGUCUCCUGAGCGGAGCGGCAGACCGGUCCGAGGUGACCCGCAGGGACGGCAGAGCCACCGCUCAGAGACUUUUAACUCGCCUCCCUCCCUAUCGCGCCAUCCACCCUCUUCUACCUCCACCUUCCCGGAGGGCAGCCAGGCUGUGAGCCAACGGCAUGGUUUGGAUUGCUCGCUGUGGGAGAACAGGCAGGCUAGUUUAUCUGCCACACCUCCGCCACAAGCCUCCACCUCAUCUGCUGAACAAGGCCUUAACUAUAUUGACCUUGACCUGGCCAUUAAGGAGAGCCCUCAAGCCGGAGCGGAGCAUGCCUCUGCCGCCUACAACAUUGGAGGAAGCACCAUGGGCAGCAGUGCUAGCUCCAGCCUCAACACUUAUGCCAGUAUUGAUUUCUAUAAAUCAGAAGAACUGAGAGCACACCAGAACAGUAGAAAGGAUGGUCAAGAUUGUUGAUCUCCAACACUCACUUAGUCUGUGAGGGGACGGUCGGCGGACUGAACUGUUGCCACAACAGAACUGAACACUGAAAACCCUGGAAAACUCAUCCCCAUCCCGUCGGCUGUUUUAUUUCAACCAAAUGUGUGCCAAACACACGCACACACACAUGCACACACACUCACAGGGUAAGGGAAACGUUUUGUUUUUGCCUUGUUUUGAACAAAAAUGACAUUUGAUCAUCACUUAACUUAAUAUACUGUAGAUAAAGGAUGACAAUUUGAUACGUGACUUCUCAGGUGGCCAUUACGGCAAUAAAAAUGUCCAUCUGUGCAUCUUAAUUUAAGACCAGAAUUUGUGACCAGUGCAUGAGCCGAUCUAUCGAACUCUUGUUAAUCAAUCUCAGCUGCGUGUUUAUUUAUUUAUUUAUUUAUUGGGUCCUAAACUGAAUCCUCAAGGUUUAUGCUUUUAUAUAUCAUCUUUUGUCCAUAUGUAAUAAGUUCAAUGAUCAUCAGGUGUCAUUUAGACUCAAAAUGGAAGGAAAUGCAGUUGGGCAGAGGUUUCAUACACUCAUACACACUGUCACUGUAAACAUAUUUGAUUUAUUAUACGCAGUUGCCCAAAAAAGCUUUUUUACUUCAUGACCACUUUUCUUGUGCUACUGUCAGACUUCAAAAUAUGCUUAAUUUCUGAGGUAUAAGUACAGUUUAUGGAAUUGGCAAUGAAAUUAUGGUAUACAAAUGAAAUUUAGAUAUGAUAUUUAUGUUUUCUGUCAGUUUUUCACACAAGAAGAAAAAGGUUGUGUGAAAACCCCCCACAUCUUAUGCAAUCUUUAUGAAAUCCACAAGAGUGUUAAAGUGCAUUAAAUAGGAUAUCAUAGGAUUAUAAUUUUCUUUUCACACUGCAGUCGACAUCACACUGUUCUACUCGAAGCUGAUCUUUAGGUUGUAGUUGAGGGAUGAGAACAAUGGCUUUCUUUUUAUCCUUUCAAAAUUUUCAUAAUGUAAUUCUGUGUUUUCCUGUACAGAAUUGAGUUUUAUCCCUAAAGCUUUAGAUGUGCAUGUUGACACAGCCACAGCUUUGAUUAUGCACAAACUAAACAUGUCCUGUCACGUCCUGUGGCUGAUUCUCAAAUGGUGCCAGUAGUCAAUGCAUCUCAGUGGUAUUUUAUGAAUAAUAAUUGGUGGAUUAAUUCUAACGGUAGUGUUCAAAGUUUGAAUGCAAAGUUAACUGAUCAUCUAACCGAUUUCAGUGGAUAUUCUGUCUUUUUGAAAAUAAUUUCUCCACCAUGUUACAUUAUGAAAUAAAACAAAAUGUAGUUAUUUUUAAACUUAAAUACAAGUGACCAUAUUUACAUGCAAACACUUCAAACAUUCAGUAACUGCAUUUAACAGAAACAACUCUAAGCAGAUGCAUAGAUAAACAACAAUGCAUUUAUUCAAUAAUCACAGUAUGCAACAUUGAAUAAAAAUGGCCAAAUUAACAUAAUAUUCUUCUGCUAUGCAUGUAAAGAGCUUAAUCAAAUUGGAUUAAAAAAUGCAGUAAGGACAAUAAUUAGAUUGUAUGUAUGUAAAUGUCCUCAUUGAGAUGUGCCGAGGACAGACAUCUGGACAUCAGGAUCUGAUAACAGACUUGUUAGCGAGGGAAGCUGAAUUAUACAGUUUUGAAAAGAAAACAUUUUUAAAUAGCUUAGGGACUGUAUGGAAAUUAUUUGGGUGGGGCGGGGGCUGAAUCUUAUUUUUAGUUUUAUGAAGAAGCAAAAUCCCACUCCCCACAUAUCUCAGAAUAAUGUAUGUGUUUUUGGCAAACAUAGCAAAACGGUUGAUCUUUUAGCCAUUCUUUAUUUUUGAGUAUUUUUUCAGAGCUGCUGCAGUGUUAUAUAUGGUAAUGAAAGCCUCUUUGUGAUGUUGUAUUUUUUUUAAAAUACAAUAAAUCUCAUGGGGGAAAAAAUUUAUCUGGGAUGAGAGAAAGUUAAAAGACGCUCCCCUACCCUCCCAAAAUAAAUAAAUAAAUAGAAACAUAGCCCUCCCCCUUCUAUGACCCUUCUACGGCUCUAAUAAUUUUCUUACGGUUCCUAAUGACAGCCCACAUAUGAAGUCGUACAUAUUUGUUAGCAAGAAUAUAGCAUACAAAUGAUAAACUAUAUUUUUUCUCUAUUUAAAUUUUAAAGCUUCACAUGAUUCUAUAAAUAACAGUAUAAAAUUGAGAUAUAAAGUUGAUUCGGAACUACUGUGUAGCACAAAAAAAGUAAUAAAAAAAAAAAGUCCAAGUGUAAAUACUUUUUUUGGCAACUGAGCUUUAUUAUAACUGUAUAUUAUACUAUAGUAUAUACUACAGUAUACAAGUAGAAUGACAGAAACUAUAGUACAUACUGUAGUCUGUUUCCUCAUUUGCAUAACACAAUUCUAAUAUAAAGUGACACAUUACAAUGGUAUAUAAAAUAUACAGUAUACAUAUGAUUAAUACUAUAUAGCCUAGAUAUCUAUAUACUCUUUUAUAAAGUGCCUCAUUUUUGAUUGUAGCUGUUUUUACACAGAUAAUCUUAAAAUGGGUUGUGAAAAGGGAUAAAAAAAAAAGUGUUGUUUCUCUCCUGAGUCUAAAUUGUGAAUACGUUGAACUUUACAGAAGACAGACCGGACACUUAAUAUCACUAUCAGUCAGCCAUAAUCAAAUUGCCUUACUGUGUUUAUCAGAAACAUGAAGAAAAAAAAAUCUUGUUUUAUUAUUUUUUUGCAGUGCCUAACACUUCAGCCACAAUGUAAGCACUCCCUUGCUCUUCUGUUUGGCAAAAAAAAAAAAGACUAUCUCUCUCUGUCUAUAGUUUCACACUUCAGGCCCACCUUCUUUUUUACUCCUGUCCACUACCAAACAGACACUUGUUCAGUGUGAUUAUUAGUGGACACUGUACAAUAUGUAACAAAUACACCUUGUACGUGAGGAUUCUACAUUGUAUAGAUUUUAAUGUCAAAUCAUAUUUUUAAUGACUUUCCCUGUUUUUACACUAAGAAGAAAUGAAUACAGUUGCCAUUGUCUUGUAUAUAAAAUAAGUUCUUAUUCAAUAUUAGACAGAAAAUGAAAUGCUCUAAUUUACUUGCAGUAUAUUUUGAAGCCCAAAACAAUCAUGAAAAAAGGUGAUUCUCUCCACUACUAGUGGCUAAAAUAGUAUUAACACGCUUGUGUAUUGCUCUUAUUAUCUUGACGUGGAUUCAGUAACCUGAUUCGACUGUUAUCAGGCCAUUAAAUAGGCGUUAUGAGUCGCAAUAAGCACCAUAGAAGUGGGUCAUUAGGGGCCUAGGCCUCAAAUGAAAUCUCGCACUCGGGUGAGAGAUUUCAAAGAACUGGUGGUUAGACGCUGUUUCGCAAGACGGUCUUCACUAGAUAUAACUUUGCAGUUUUGUUGCUUCCGUAUAGUUUGUGUUGGAGUCUUGUCUGAACAGCGUAGCCACACGUGAGCGCGCAUAUGCGAUAUGCCAGGACGCAUAAGUGAGCGCGCGCAUGGGACACCGACCCGGGUGAUUUAUACGUGUAAGAAGUUACAAACGGUACCUUUAAGUUUAGUGAAAAACACAGUGUUUUGUGUUAAAAUAAUUAUGAACACAAAGACAACAGGUUUCACAUGGGAUACGAACGCCGGUUCUGCUCCGGGCAUAAUUACUACGGUCACUAGAGGUUGCUGUCGUUCUUUUAUACCUUUUUUUGGUGAUCUACCAUGUGAAUAGAUGAUAAAACCUACUAGUGGUUGUAGUAGGCCCCUACUGACCCACAUCUAUGUGGCUUAUGGCGACUGAUAACCCCUAUUUAAUAGCCUGACAACAGUCUAAUUCAGUUCCCAGAAGGUGUGAAUAGUGCUACUUUACUCUCUUUUUCUCUUUACACUCAAACACAGGACUCGGUUGAAACUACGAGACAGUGCCAUUCCUGCUCAUUACUUUCUCAUUUAUUCCAUUGAUAACAUGCUGCUGCUUUCGAACCAAUUGCCAAAAAAAGUCUGACAAUUCAAAAGUCUAAUAUAAAGAUCAUUUUCAAAGAGUAAACACACAAAAUCAGUCAUCGAGCUGAUUUAAAAAGAAAAAAAAACACUUUUUCUCUUGGGCAGCCACUGGGCCAAAAAAUAAGUUAAGUGUUUUUCUUAAGGUAGUGUGAAUUCUAGUUUAUGACUGGUUGCGUACUGGAUCCAGAGCAUUUGGUCAUGCGUUUGGUGGAGAGUUUGGCCAUGUUGUGACAUUAUUAGUGAUACUGUACAUUGAAUCAGGAUGUGUUGGUAUACCAACAAAAAAAUGGAUAUGGUGCUGCAGGGACCAAACUCUUUGAAUCCAGGGCUCUGGCUGUGUGUAUACAGGGUACAAACGAAGAAGGCUUUCUUGAUGUAUUUUUGAUACUGGUAGCUUUUCCCACAUUUAGAUUGAGUUUUUAUUUCACUAACCAAAUAAUUUUGACCCUUUGGCAGAUAUUAAAUGCUUAACUGCACUUGCACGCUGAUACACAUAAAAACUAAUUUGAGUGUUUAAAUCCUGUAGGUGAUAGAUACUUACUCUGACCCAGCAGCUCUCUGCUCACAUCUGAGAGGACACUCAAGUGCCUGGCUUUGAUUACUGGUGUCUGCUCAUUAUUCAGUUAUGUUUGGAUUGAUAGAAAUUCAAACCAGCUCCUGGAAAGUCUUCCAUACAUUUCUUUAGUAUUUAAUUUGAGAUGUUCGCAAAGGACGCGUUUCUGGUGCCAAAGUAUUAUGUGUAUGGUGAUCUCUGAGCUUCACACUUGAGACCUGUGACAACAAAAUAAUACAAAGUUUAAUUUUUUACAAAUUCGUCCGGCACCUAUCAGUCACUGUUUUUAAUCCUAUGACAUUAAAACAAAUGUACAUUGAUUGAGCACAGCCCACUACUGCCAACAGUUUGUGCUCAGUACUGAGAACUUUAUUGCCAAACUCAUGUAUAACAAGUCCAUACAACCACACGGACUAGUUCCACUUUAUAACUUGUGUUACUCUUUUUGUUUAAGUGAUCUUUUCUAAUCUCUUUGUUAUUCCUCUUCUAAUUGGGGAUUACUGAGAUUCUCUGACUGUACCUCAUAAUCUCAGUUCUGGGCAGACGUAACAGUUGGUAGUAAAGCCCCUUGGAGAGUCUGAGAAGGGUUCAGGAUAUUACUGACGUCAAAUAGGAGGAACGCGUGGAUUCGGGUAAAUAUCAUUUAAUGUAUCGUGUAACAGCCUGAGGCUCUCUGCAGUGUUUCCGUUCUCAUGACAUGCGGCGGUCAUAUGGAAAUGCUUCUCACCUAUAAUUCAUCAGAAUUCUGCCAAGUGUUUUGGUUUAAUGAAACGCAGAGACUUGUGUUGUCUCUUAAGAAUAUUUUGUGACAAUGAGGCACAUAAAUUGCUCACCAGACUCUAACUGUGGGAAAUGAUACUGUACGUACAAUCAGGAGAGCGACUAUAAUUACAAUGGAAAGGGCAUUGUAUGUAUUUUAAAGCUAUUGAUACUACUUUGAUAAUAAUGUAAAAUGCAAAAAGACUGAACAGGAACUAUAGGUAUGUAAAGUAUACUGUGUAUAGAGGAGUUUGCUCCAGGGGAGGGGAUGGGCAUGGGGUUCAUUCUGUUCAUGGCAAAAUUGUUUAAAACAGAAUAUUGAUGAUUCUUGUCUGUGAUGUAGACAGCGUCAAUGUUUGUUUUUUUUUGAUAAAAGGCAAAGUGAUAUGAAAAUGGAAAA